Messenger RNA from Lucilia cuprina (Australian sheep blowfly), 1432 nucleotides. It is a transcript of the gene M6, whose product is annotated as neuronal membrane glycoprotein M6-a. Lineage: Eukaryota; Metazoa; Arthropoda; Insecta; Diptera; Calliphoridae. Gene Ontology annotation, cellular component: plasma membrane. The coding region runs from base 643 to 1389 and encodes 248 amino acids. The record is from RefSeq and is a predicted model, not a curated record. Gene Ontology annotation, biological process: neuron projection development. The transcript has 5 exons.
UUUUAGUUUACUGGUAACAAAGUUUGAUGGUGGUUGUUUUUUCUAACUUCCAAUUGGAGACGGAACGUUUUAUUUUUGAUUAAUUCUGCUUACGCGUAGUAAUUUAUAUUUUAAAUUGCAUUUCAUUCAUAUAGGCUGCGUUUUCAUUUACUAAGUUCGUACAAGUUAUAAUUAUUGUUGGCUUCUUAGCUCUGAAUUAUCGUUUAAAAUGCUAAAGGUGUAAUCUGAAAAGUGUUUAAAAGAAAUUUAACAAAAAUGUUUUAAAAAAAUAAAAUAAUCUCUUAAGAAAACCAAACCCAGCUUAAUUAACAUAUUUAUACACAUACUAAAACAAAAUACAACAACUACCAUAACAAAAAAAAAUAAAGUAAAAAAAAGAAUCACAUGAAAGCUUAAAUGAAAUAAAGUGUAAGAAAAAGAAUUAAGCAACAAAAAUAAUAAAAAACAAGUUCGCCUUAGCCAACUUCUUUUGCUUUUGUGUGGCUUUUGUAUUCGACUCCAUUUGGCUAGAAAUAUGUUUUUUAACAUUUACGUCAUUAAACUUAUCAAUACUUAAAACCAGGCCCUCCACUACGAAACUAAGUUUAUAUUAAAGAUUUGAUUUCUUUAUACAACAACUCGGCUUUAAUAUCAUUUAUAAACAUGGGUGAUUGCUGUCAGUCAUGUAUGGCACGUAUACCCUAUGCCACCCUAAUAGCAACAUUAAUGUGUCUCUUAGGUGUGGGUAUAUUCUGUGGUACCAUGUAUCGUGGCGCUUCUUUAACCGUUAUUAUGGUAGAUCAAGUCUUUCAUUUGCGUUUAAUAUGGAUUGAAGCAGUUCAAAUGAUUUUUGUUACCAUUGCCGCUGCCAUGGCUGCUUUAGGUUUUAUGAUUUUAUUCGUUGGUUUUCUGGCAACUGGAGCGACUCGUUACAAGGUCUAUCGAGCAUGGCGUUCGCGUGUUGGCGGUCGUAUAUCGUGUGCAGUGCUAAUGGGUUUAACGUAUUUGCUAAACUUUGUUUGGACCCUUAUCUUGUGUUUUUUGGUUAUUUGCACUUUUAUCUAUACCAUGUUCUGGAAUAUGUGCUCAAGUGUAGAGAGCUCUUUAAGUUGUAUAGAUUUAACACAAUUUCAUUUCAUGUUUCCCGCCAACACCAAACCGGAAGAUAUGAAAAUAUGUGAAAAAUACGAAAUCAAAGCAUUCUGCAAAGAUGGUGUAGAAAAUGCCGAAGUAAUGUUCAUCUUAGCCACCCUAGCCACACUACUCGUCAUACUCAGUCUAGUGCACUAUCUAAUGUGUUUGUCCGCCAACUAUGCUCACAUACGAGAUCAUGAGAAAUUCCAAGAAUUACAAGAAAUACAAAAUCUCAAUGAACUAGAAUAUAGCGCCACAUCGAAAGAUCGUUUCUAGGACAUAUUUCAGAAGAUUCAUUUUGAGCUAAAAGAGAAGUAAA